Messenger RNA from Fonsecaea pedrosoi CBS 271.37, 921 nucleotides. RefSeq lists its product as uncharacterized. The record is from RefSeq and is a predicted model, not a curated record. NCBI's taxonomy places the organism in Eukaryota, Fungi, Ascomycota, Eurotiomycetes, Chaetothyriales, Herpotrichiellaceae. Bases 1 to 921 code for a protein of 306 amino acids. Gene Ontology annotation, cellular component: nucleus. Gene Ontology annotation, molecular function: RNA polymerase II cis-regulatory region sequence-specific DNA binding; DNA-binding transcription factor activity, RNA polymerase II-specific. The transcript has a single exon. Gene Ontology annotation, biological process: regulation of transcription by RNA polymerase II.
AUGAUUAUGAGAGAUAACUAUCCAGUCUCGCCUCCAAGCGACUACGAUACAACGACAUACACAUCGAUAUCCACAUCCACGCCGGACCAGAAGAAAGCGCACAUCACCAUCAUGGCAGAGGAGAUGAUCUCUUCGCUGCCGGAACCAUCCGUCACAUCCGUCAAGAUUCAGGGAGCCUUCCGUCGCACCAGGUCACCCCCCCGCAACGAGCAAGGCCAGAUGGUAUGCGACCACAUUAACUGUUGUGGCAAAAACCAAACAUUCAAACGCGUCUGCGAAUGGAACAAGCACAUGGACAGACACGAGAGGCCUUACAAGUGUCGAGAGGCCGGCUGCGAACUCAAUCCCGGAUUUACCUACUCGGGCGGGCUCCUGAGGCAUCAAAGGGAAGUUCACAAAAUGCACCUGUCGACCAAGCAGCCGCUGUUCUGUCCAUUUCCCAACUGUAACCGGAGCUCGGGCACCGGCUUCACCAGGAAGGAAAACCUCGAGGAGCACAAACGGCGCCGACACUUGGAAGAGUUGUCCGAUCACGGCCCAGGCGACGCGGCCUCGCAGCCUGUUGUGGGCACGGCGUCGAGCUCGACCAUGGCCCAAGAGCCCGCAGUCAAGCGACGGAGGAUCUCGACGGCUACAGACAUGCUAGGGUCGGUGCAGGGGCUACAAGUACAGCCUCAGCAGCAUCAGCAGCAACAACAUCUACAAGUGGGCAGCGAGGUUGCACCCACUCCUAUUGAAAACAUUGUCGGAAGCGCCGAGAGCCAGUUGAUCCAACAUCUCAGGGAUGAGCUGCGACAGAAAGAGGAUUUUAUCCGCCGCCAGGCUGCCGAGAUCCAUCGCCUCCAGAAUUUGCUACGCAGUUUGCCACCGCAGGCGAUCUACCACAUGCAGAGCCGGAUGCCUGGCAGUGGCGUCGGCUGA